AUGGAAGAAGGCUUUACGGUGAAGUCUUGUGCUGCUGCGAUUAGAAACAGAAGUUCCUUGGCCUAUUUAGAGGAAGCAGAGCGAAAAAAAUUGAGUUUCUUGUGGAAUUUAGAGGCUCCCUCUAAGGUAAAAGUCUUAUCUUGGAGAAUGGUUUUGGGUAGGAACCCGACGAGAAAUCAAAUUAAGAGGAGAGGCAUUCUUCGCGAUGAUAAUGACUGUUGCUGUGUUUUUUGUUUUAGACACGAGGAGGAUUCUAACCAUCUAUUUGUGGAUUGCCCGAUUUUGGAUAAACUUUGGGAAAAAGUGGGAGUUUGGAUAGGUAAUUCAAUUUCGUUAUCGAACCUUGAGCUUAGAAAUUAUCUUGCUUUCUUUGAUAAAAUUAAGGUGCUAGACGAAAGAUUAAUUGUUGGAGGUAUAUGGUGUUAG
Molecule: messenger RNA, 426 nt
Organism: Vicia villosa (hairy vetch)
Lineage: Eukaryota; Viridiplantae; Streptophyta; Magnoliopsida; Fabales; Fabaceae
Exons: 1
Coding region: 1-426 (141 amino acids)
Source: RefSeq, a predicted model, not a curated record